Messenger RNA from Myxocyprinus asiaticus (Chinese sucker), 631 nucleotides. Its product is annotated as ubiquitin-conjugating enzyme E2 B. The record is from RefSeq and is a predicted model, not a curated record. NCBI's taxonomy places the organism in Eukaryota, Metazoa, Chordata, Actinopteri, Cypriniformes, Catostomidae. Gene Ontology annotation, biological process: protein polyubiquitination; DNA repair; proteasome-mediated ubiquitin-dependent protein catabolic process. Gene Ontology annotation, molecular function: ubiquitin conjugating enzyme activity. The transcript has 6 exons. Bases 95 to 553 code for a protein of 152 amino acids. Gene Ontology annotation, cellular component: HULC complex.
GUCACAUGCAAUACGUCACUAGCGCAUCGCACCUCACGUCCUGAAUCUCACGGGUGCUUGCUCGUUUUGUGACACAAUAAGACGCCAUUAAAGCAUGUCUACUCCAGCAAGACGGCGACUCAUGAGAGAUUUUAAGAGACUUCAAGAAGACCCUCCAACCGGCGUGAGCGGUGCACCUUCAGAAAAUAACAUCAUGCUGUGGAACGCUGUGAUUUUUGGGCCUGUAGGAACUCCAUUUGAAGAUGGAACUUUUAAGCUAGUUAUUGAAUUUUCAGAAGAAUAUCCCAACAAACCUCCUACAGUUCGCUUCAUCUCCAAAAUGUUUCACCCAAACGUGUAUGCAGAUGGCAGUAUUUGUUUAGACAUUCUGCAGAAUCGCUGGAGUCCCACAUAUGACGUUUCCUCCAUACUGACGUCCAUACAGUCUCUUUUGGACGAGCCAAACCCGAACAGCCCAGCAAACAGUCAGGCCGCACAGCUCUAUCAGGAGAACAAACGCGAGUACGAGAAGAGAGUGUCUGCUAUCGUAGAGCAGAGCUGGGUCGACUCGUAAUGUCACAUCAGCAAACAUAUCUAAGUGCCACCCGUUAAGACAACACUCAAUUCAUAUGAAUAAAACCAACAAUAUUUG